UCAGCUGACAUUCAUUGACAUUCUUGAACAAUUUUCACAACACUUGUAAUUGAAAAAAAGAUAAUUUUUAAAAAAUAACUUAAAAAAAACACUAAUGUGUACUUACUAUAGGGCGUAAAACCAAAACAGCUCCAACCAAAUUAGGCAUCAACCAUGAUCAAAGCCAUUCUAGUAUUCAAUAACCAUGGAAAACCCCGAUUAUCAAAAUUUUAUCAGCAUUUUCCUGAAGAUAUGCAACAACAAAUAAUAAAAGAAACCUUUCAGUUAGUAUCAAAACGGGAUGAUAAUGUGUGCAAUUUUUUGGAGGGCGGAAGCUUAAUAGGUGGCAGUGACUAUAAAUUAAUCUACAGGCACUAUGCCACACUAUACUUUGUGUUUUGUGUGGAUUCAUCCGAGAGUGAAUUAGGAAUUUUAGACCUUAUACAGGUAUUUGUUGAAACCUUGGACAAAUGCUUCGAAAACGUUUGUGAACUUGACCUAAUUUUUCAUGUUGACAAGGUACAUUUUAUCUUAAAUGAGUUAGUUAUGGGCGGAAUGGUUUUAGAAACAAAUAUGAAUGAGAUCCUUGCUAGGAUAGAGGAUCAAAAUAAGUUGGAGAAGCAAGAGGUUGGUUUCUUAACUACAGCGGGUAUAUCAGCUGCCCCAGCUAGGGCCGUAUCAGCAGUGAAAAACAUGAACAUUCCCCAGCAAAUCAAGGACAUUAAACUGCCCGAUCUGCCGCAGGCCAUUAAGGACCUCAAAUUCUGACCGCCAAUUGGGAACCAGUUUCAUAAUAUCGAUGUAUCAUCGUCAGAGCACCUCACCACGCCCGACUCUAGGUUCCUUUUAGAAGAUCCAUCCUCACCAAGAUAUACAUAACAUCAACUGUUUAGAUAUAAGUAUAUAUUAACGUAUAUGGAGAUAUACAUAUUUAAUUGAGAUAAUAUUGUUAUGUCUGUAAGUGUAAUAAAUUAAAAAGAUCUUUUUUUAUUUA
Messenger RNA from Anthonomus grandis grandis, 973 nucleotides. It is a transcript of the gene or, whose product is annotated as AP-3 complex subunit sigma-2. Gene Ontology annotation, cellular component: intracellular membrane-bounded organelle; AP-3 adaptor complex; membrane coat. The transcript has 4 exons. Bases 154 to 747 code for a protein of 197 amino acids. Lineage: Eukaryota; Metazoa; Arthropoda; Insecta; Coleoptera; Curculionidae. Gene Ontology annotation, biological process: Golgi to vacuole transport; intracellular protein transport. The record is from RefSeq and is a predicted model, not a curated record.